Molecule: messenger RNA, 2755 nt
Organism: Eptesicus fuscus (big brown bat)
Lineage: Eukaryota; Metazoa; Chordata; Mammalia; Chiroptera; Vespertilionidae
Gene: ATF5
Product: activating transcription factor 5
Exons: 3
Coding region: 183-1034 (283 amino acids)
Biological process (GO): regulation of transcription by RNA polymerase II
Cellular component (GO): nucleus
Molecular function (GO): DNA-binding transcription activator activity, RNA polymerase II-specific; RNA polymerase II transcription regulatory region sequence-specific DNA binding
Source: RefSeq, a predicted model, not a curated record
CUCCACUCCCGCCUUCUCUCUUCAGCCGAGGCCGCUGCUGCCUCUCUUUUCCGCAGCCAUGGAGUCCUCCACUUUCACCUUGGUGCCUGUCUUCGCCCAGCUGAGCAACCUGCAGAGCCUCCUCCCAGCUGUUGGUGCAGCCGCCUUCACUGCCACCCGUGCCCAGCGCCUGUGCUGCAGCCAUGUCACUCCUGGCGACCCUGGGGCUGGAGCUGGACAGGGCCCUGCUCCCAGCUAGCGGGCUGGGCUGGCUUGUAGACUAUGGGAAACUCCCCCUGGCCCCUGCCCCCCUGGGCCCCUAUGAGGUCCUUGGGGGAGCCCUGGAGGGCGGGCUUCCAGGGGGGGGAGAGCCCCUGACAGGUGAUGGCUUCUCGGACUGGAUGACUGAGCGGGUUGACUUUACAGCCCUCCUCCCUUUGGAGCCCCCCUUCCCCUCAGGUGCCCUCCCCCCGCCUUCCCCACCCCCACCUGACCUGGAAGCCAUGGCCUCCCUCCUCAAGAAGGAGCUGGAGCAGAUGGAAGACUUCUUCCUUGAUGGUCCACUUCUUCCACCAUCCUCCCCACCACCACAGCCGCCGCCUCCGCCACCACCACCACCACCACCCCCUCCCCUUCCGCUCCCCCUGCCCACCUUCGACCUCCCCCAGCCCCCUGCCCUGGAUACCCUCGACCUGCUGGUCAUGUACUGCCGCAGCGAGGCUGGGCAGGGGGAUGUGGGCUUGGCUCCCCUUCCCCCAGCACAGGAGCCCCCUCCUCCUCCUCCACCCUCUCGCCCAGCCCCCUACCCCAAUCCUGCCACCACUCGAGGGGACCGCAAGCAAAAGAAGAGAGACCAGAACAAGUCAGCGGCCCUGAGGUACCGCCAGAGGAAGCGGGCAGAGGGGGAGGCCCUGGAGGGGGAGUGCCAAGGGCUAGAGGCUCGGAACCGCGAGCUGAGGGAGAGGGCCGAGUCCGUGGAGCGGGAGAUCCAGUACGUCAAGGACCUGCUCAUCGAGGUGUACAAGGCUCGGAGCCAGAGGACCCACAGCAGCUAGAUGGGCAGGGCUUUGGGCUCCAGGGGGCGCUGGUCUUCAUCUCUGUUUCUGGGGCUGAGGUCAGAGGGUGCCUCUAUCAUCCCUCUGCCUCUAGCCUCUUUCCAUCCCCCCCUUCUCUCUCCUUUUAUCCUUGUGUCCUUGUCCAUUUCUGAUUUUGCUCCCCUCUUCCCUCCCCAGAACCAUGACACGUCUGGCCUUAGUCAAUAUCAACACUUCCCAGGUGACAGCUGAGGGACUGGGGCCCCGGGGAGCUCAGGGUCUCCCCCUCAGGGCAGUGAGGCCAGGAAGCUGUGCAGAGUGAGUGCAGAUGAAGACAGCAGAGCCCUCUGGGGAAAAGUCAGGGAGGGUUUUAAGAAUGACACCCACAUCAUUAAGCACAUAAAGCAAGCCAGGUGACCUAGGAAAUACAUUUGUGCAGGGAGCCGGCUCACAGAGCCAGUGGCUGUGGGGGCAGAUGGGGAGGCCAGCAGGGCAGGGGUGGCCGUAGUUGGUGACUGGGUGUCCGUUUAGCUCUGGGAGGAACGCAGUGUUUUGUGAAAUUGUUGGGGCUGGGCUCUGUCUAGGUGAGGGAGGGCAGGGAGUGAUCCUUUGGGGGGUGUGGUGCAAAUAAAAUGAAGAAUUUCCUCCAGUCUGUGUGUCUGGUCUUUGAGAGAAGUUGGAGAGAGGGCAGUCUUAGGCCAAAGACAAGAAUGAUAAUAAUAGAAAUAACAGCCCUGGCCGGGUAGCUCAGUUGGUUAGUGUUAUCCGAUACCCCAUGGUUUCGGUUAGAUCCCUGGUCAGGAUACACACAAGAAUCAACCACUGAAUGCAUCAGUAAGUGGAGCAACAAAUCGAUGUUUCUCUCUUUAAAAAAAUCAAAUAAAAAUGUACAAAAAGAGAGCCUGCCCUGUGUUGCUCAGUGGUUAGAGUGACCAUCCAUGCAUCAAAGGGUCGAGGGUUCGAUUCCCUAUUCCCAGUCCAGAGUGCAUACAUGGGUUACAGGUUUGAUCCCUGACCCCGGUCACAUGUUCAGGAGGCAACCAAUCAAUGUGUCUCUCACAUCUAUGUUUCUCUUGCUCUCCUCCUCCCUCUCUCUAAAAUCAUCCUCGGGUGAGGAUUAACAAACAAAAAAAGAAAUAGCACAAUACUUACGGUCAGGACCACACACUUGGUACACAGCCAAGGCCAUGACGGGACUGACUGAACUGAUAAUGAUACAACAGCCCUAGCCAGUUUGGCUCAGUGGAUAGAGCGUUGGCUUGUGGACUGAAAGGUCCCGGGUUCAAUUCUGGUCAAGGGCACAUGCCUGGGUUGCUGGCUGGAUCCCUAGUAGGGGGUGUGCAGGAGGCAGCCGAUCAAUGAUUCUCUCAUCAUUGAUGUUUCUCUCUCUCCCUCUCUGAAAUCAAUAAAAUUUUUUUUUAAAAAAUGAUACAACAUGCCAGGCCGGCGUGGCUCAGUGGAUAGAGCGUCAGCCUGCGGACUGAAGGGUCCCGGGUUCGAUUCCAGUCAAGGGCACAUGCCUGGGAUGCAGGCUUGAUCCCCAGUGUGAGGCCUGUGGGAGGCAGCUGAUCAAUGAUUCUCUCUCAUCAUUGAUGUUUCUCUCUCUCUCCCUUCCCCUUCCUCUCUGAAAUCAAUAAAAAUAUAUUUUAAAAAAAUGAUACAGCCGAAACCGGUUUGGCUCAGUGGAUAGAGCGUCGGCCUGUGGACUGAAAGGUCCCGGGUUCGAUUCCGGUCAAGGGCAU